AUGGUCUUUGGCGGCAAACUUGAGAUACAUCUCAAGCACAACGUAAGCAGUCUCAUUUCGAUAUCGGGAAAAGAGGCACGCCGGCAUCAGCUCCGAAUCCGCUACGGAACGUGGCACCAGAGCGUGACAUUGCGUGCACCGACGAGCGCUAUCUUCGAGACGUGGUGGGCGGCACUUGAGAACGCGCUUGCCUUGCCUUACUUUGUGUCGAUCCCCAUCGUUGACGCACGCGCACAUCAAGUGACCGUCGCGCCAGUUAUACCCGCAGGACGCAACACGGCACGACACAAGCAGACAGCCACGCUCGACAUUGUGGUGGCACGAAAGACCAAAGAUAUAAUACUUGACGAUAUGCCCAUGCUGGAAGCCAAAGGUCCUUCAUCUCCCACCGAAAUUGACGUUCCGGCAAGCUGGAGGACGUGGUGCAGUCUGGACUCCUGUGCAAACGUACCAAAUGCCCCCGGUUAUCAUACAUUCAAUGAUGCUGUAGGCACAACCGGCGAUAACGUAUCCUCCAACGAAAGCGACAGCGACAAAAAUUCACUGUACUCCCGUGACAUUAGCGAGUUUUGGUCAAGACCAUCGGAGUGGAAAGACGACGUACACGAACGACAUCCUCAUCUUGUCACGUUUAAGACGGAAAACGCUCACCACUGA
This is a messenger RNA of Peronospora matthiolae, 657 nucleotides long. NCBI's taxonomy places the organism in Eukaryota, Oomycota, Peronosporomycetes, Peronosporales, Peronosporaceae. The record is from the annotation of a GenBank genome assembly.